ACUGGAUGCCGGUGACAGGGCUCCACACUGCCGAGGAGCUGUCCGCGGAACAGGUGGACUUUCUCCGUCUCCUUCGCUCGGUGAAGUCCUGGCGGAGGGACGCGGUCGCGGGUUCAGCAGUUCUUUCGUAUUACUGUCGUGUCUUUGAGAGAUAAUUUGACCAGGCUCAUCAUGACUUCGGUGUGGAAGCGGCUCCAGAGGGUCGGAAAGAAAGCGUCCAAGUUCCAGUUUGUUGCUUCCUUUCAAGAACUGAUGAUAGAGUGCACCAACAAAUGGCAACCAGACAAACUGAGAGUGGUGUGGAUCAGGAGAAACAGACGUCACAGCUCAAAGCUCCACAGCUGGCAGCCAGGGAUUAAAAACCCCUACAGAGGCCUGGUGGUUUGGCAGGUUCCAGAGACUUUAGACAUCACUGUCACACUCUUCAAGGAACCUACUGCAGAGGAGUUUGAAGACAAGGACUGGACUUUUGUCAUUGAAAAUGAGACAAAAGGCCGUAGGAAGGUGUUGGCAUCAGCAGAUGUCAAUAUGAAGAAGUUUGCCGGUGCCACGCCGGCCCAGUAUGAUGUAACACUGAAGCUCAAACCGCUGUCUGUCAAAGUGGUGGAAGCCACACUGAAACUGAACUUGUCAUGUGUCUUUCUCAAAGAGGGCAAGGCCACAGAUGAGGACAUGCAGAGUCUGGCCAGUCUAAUGAGCAUGAAGCAGAGUGACAUUGGAAAUCUGGAUGACUUUAAUGACAGUGAUGAAGAAGCUGGUGAGGACAGGAGGACCAGCUUUGGAACUGGACAAACUACUCAUGUUACUGAAUUCAAAAGACAGUUGAGCACGCUGAGUGAAGAGGACAACCAGUGCUCAACACCUACAACCCCUGAUCCCAGAGCUCCAGCCAGCCAGAGGCCAGAGCUGUCCAGGCCUACAGAACAGAAAAGAAAUGCACAUUUUGGAAUCAAAGUUGUCAAGGCAUCAGCAGGACAUGAAAUCAUGGCUUCACUACAGCCAUCAUGCCCAAUCGUUGCUGGUGCAACAGAACCCCCAUCCCAAACCCAAAAAAAUAAUGCUGAGCAGCCGUUAGAAAAACAUCCUACAAACAGGACCAUACUAUGGGAGGAACUACCAACGGCAACUACAGUAAAAUGUCCUACAGACAAGACCAUACUAUGGGUGGAGCUACCAAAGGUGACUACAGAGGUAACGAGGAACACAUCAGAAGAAGAAAUUAAAAUGACAAAAGAAAUGGUCAGUACGGCCCCAUCGUUACACGGAAUUGCCAUGACCACAAGUCUAUCUUCCAAAAUGCUAGACACUGAUAAUGAAAUGAAGACAAAGACAGAAACUGGGAUGACAGAUCAGUCACUGAUAUGCCCAACAGUUAACAUAUUUGAAUUCCCUGCUACUGCUAAACAAACAAAUGAAUGCCUACUGGACAGUGAGUCUACUUGGGAUAAGCCAUCGAAAGAUGAUGAAUUUAUAACCAAUGAGGGUGCUCCUCAUUUAAAAGGACAUGCAGAUCUAGCACAAAAAACGAUGUAUAAAAGCUCUUCCCCCGCUAGUGCAUAUUGUAUGCAAUAUUAUGCAAAGCCUGAAAUUGAGUACAAACCGUCCACUUUCUUGGAAACCUAUCCCAGCGUGACAAAUAUCAUCGGCAUGCCAUCCAAAUUGACAGUAAAAGAAGGACACAGGCUUAUAGAUCAAAAGCCAGUUUGGGAGAAGCAGUCAAAAACUAAAGAAAUAUUACAGCCAUGUGCAUCAAAGGAAGAUGAAACGAACAAGGAAAUGGUUUUAUUGGUACCGUCUUGCCCCAGAGAGCCCCGAAAUCCAGGAUUCCCCUCUGUACCACAAUACAGUUUAGUUUUUUAUGGACCAAACAUGGUUAACAUUUAUACCAGCUGUCCAAGUAUAUCCACUAUAUCUGGUUCACCAACUAUCAGUGAAGCCAAUAACAGAUCAUGGGUACCACAACAGGAACCACUUUUGGAGAAGAAAAUGAAAACUGAGCUUGUCAUGACAGUGUCACCAAAAGAGAAGGAUGAAAUUAAACUAAUGGGAGCUUUGGUACCAACUUGCCCCAGACAUUCUUGCAUAUCAGGUAUCCCCUCAAUUCCUCAAACUACUAUGGCACAUCAUGGAUCCGAUGUGAGCCUUUUAAGAUCUUGCUCCAAAACCUCUUGUGUUGAAGGUAUUCCAUCAUUAAUGGAACAUGUUUGCAAAAGCUGGGCUACAGAUUGCAAACCCUUAGGAGUAAUGCCACCAAAAAUCAACACGGUAAUGAUUGAAGAUAGACCGUACAAUGAUGAUAUGAAGGCCAUGACAGCUUUAGCCCCAACUUGUCCAAACGAGGCCCGCAUCCCUGGAUUCCCAUCUGUUGUGGAAACUACAGUAAACUGUAAUAGGUUUAGUAGGGUCUGUCUCCUUCCGUCUUGCCCAACUUCCUCUAGUAUGGCUGGUUUUCCUUCAAUACAGAAAUCUGACAGCAAAGACUGGACCACUAUUCAUAAGCCAUUAUGGGAGAAGCAUGUUAAAAAGGAGUCUGCGUUCCUACCAGAAAACACUAAAAUGGAUAAAGACAUGAAAGGAGUUGUUUCUCUUGCACAAAGUUACCCAAGAGAAUCAAUCAUCUCUGGUUUUCCCUCUGUACAAAAACCCGGAAUGAUUAACAUUGUUGACGUGACAGACAUGGUCAGUCUUUCAAACUUGUGCUCAAAAAGGUCACGCAUACCAGGAUUUCCAUCAUCUCACAGUGUAGAAGAGUGGACAAUGAUCAGGGAGCCACUAUUUGAACCAAGAUUGAAAGAAGAGCAGGUGUCAUCAGUUGACAAAUGUGAAAAAGAUAAGAGAGCAAUGAAGGUUUCCCCCGUGGUUUCCGUUGUACCAUCUUCUCCAAAAGAGGUGCAGGCAUCAGGAUUUCCUUCUCAUCCAAAUCCUUCAACCAUGUGUUGUACACCAAGUAUUAUUCGGCUUCUUACAUUGUGCUCUCACAUUUCUAAAAUACCCGGAUUCCCAUCGGUUCAUGGGGAUAUGACUGGAGGAUGGGUAACAGAAAAGGGGUCAUUGCUGAAGAGGCUACCAAAGGGGGUCAUAUUUGAUACAUCAAAUGACAACAGAAAGAUAAUGAAGAAUAUGGUUUCCUGUGUACCAUCCUGUCCUAAAGAGUCAAGUGUUCCUGGCUUCCCAUCUAUUCCAAAUCCCAAAAUAAUAUAUUAUGGCCUAAAUAUAGUUAACCUCCUUCCUAUUUGCCCUGGAGUUUCUGUCAUACCUGGAUUUUCAUCAGUUGAAGAGCACAAAGAAGGAUGGGAUGCUGAACUUGGUUCAUUGAUGCACAGACCCCAAAAGAACAAUCAGUGUAGGAUUAACAGCUCACCAAUUAACAUAGACAAACCAAACAACAUGCUUUCUUUGGUUCCUUCUUGCCCAAGAGCAUCAAAGGUUCCAGGCUUCCCAUCUGUACCCCGAUACAAUAUGCUGAGACUUGUACCUGUUUGCCCCAAAGUAUCCAGUUUGCCUGGAUUGUCAUCUUUUGAAGGGGCCUCAAAAUUUCAGUGGCUUUUUGACGCACACACUUUGUGUGAUAAGCCAUCAAAGGAUACAGUUUUUGUGAUACACUAUCCAAAACAAGACAGAGAAGCUGUGAACACAAUGUUGGCCCUAACACCAUCUUGCCCAGAAGCAUCCAGGAUCCCUGGGUUUCCCUCUGCACCCCAAACCAAAUCCAAGAUUGAACCAAGUAUGAUAAGUUUUGUAUAUUGUUGUUCCAGUGCUUCAAGUCUCAAAGGAUUUGCAUCGAUGACUACAAUGCCAAGCACAGGGUGGCUAAAUGACACAAAACCAAUUGCAAUAAAACCUCAGGAAAAGAGGGCAGAAAUGAUUAUGCCACUUGCUGGACAGGACCGGCUACACUGCUACAAUCUGAAAAGCAUGGUGACAUUAGUGACAUCCUGCCCAAAAGAGGCUACAGUAUGUGGCUUUCCCUCUGCUCCAGUCAUAAACAGACCACCAAACAUGAUCAGCUUAUACACAUCUGCUCCAUGUGUUUCAUGUCUCCCAGGUUUUCCAUCAGCAAGGAUGCUUAGUGCUGAAUGUAAAAAUAUAAAAACUAGGACAACAAACAGCAAAUCCCUGUUUGAGAAGCGGCAGAAUGACAAGACUUAUCUCAUUUCAAAGUUUCGAGCAAAACAUAAACAUACACAGGAUGAAAUGAAGUACAUGGUAGCAAUGGCUCCAUCGUGUCCGCAUUUGACUCGAAUACCUGGGUUCCCCAGCAUUUCACAACUGAAUCCAACAGACAAAGAAACUUGGACUGUUCCAUGCCCUCUUUCUACUGAGACAGAUACAUCACAAGAAAUGCCUCAUUCUCAACCAACUGAGUCAUAUAUCAAAGAAGCAAGAAUUCCUGGUGUUCCCUCCACAUCUUUUAGUAGCCCACACACAGCACUUGCAUACGAGGACAAAUUCAGAGGUGGUGAAAAGCAAAACGUAGGCCUUUUUGUACCUAAAGGCAAAUCACAAGUAGAGGGGAUAGCACCAGAGGAAACCCAGACAGUGAAGAAACUGGACACAGCAGAGCCAGCAGGAGUCAUGGGUUGGGAAGUAUUGGAGGCAGAGGGAACAAUAACAGAAAAACAGACAGAAAAUGAAGACACCUCAGGAUUAGUAAAGGCUAUUGUGGGUGUUUUCCACAAAGGUUAUGAAACAGUAGCAUCCAUUUUGGGGCCAUCUAGCUCUACUUUAACUGAAGUGGAUCAUCAGCCCAAGGAUAUCUCUUCUGUGGAUCUGAAGGACAAGACAUUGACCACUUCAGAGGAUUUUUUUCCACAUUUUGAGGACAACACUACUUCCAUACAGAAGAUAGAAGGCCAGUUUGAAGCAGUUCACACCAAACAUAUCACUGAAUAUCCAACAAGUGGUCGAUCACUGUCUCCAUCACCAGCUACCGACAGUGAUGAUGGCUUGGUCUGUGCAAGCAUGAAGAAAUGGCCACCACUGACAGAGGCAGAUAUCACUGAAAUAUCAAAGGCCAGUGGUGAAGAAGUAGAGGAACAAAAGGCCGCUCUUGAUCAAUGGCAUAAAAAGGAGAGCUCACUCACAGGGCAGGACUCUGUUCAAACAUCAGCGUACAUUAAAAGUUUGUUAGCAAGGCACCAGACUGAGACAGAACAGGAUGAGGUUAGAACAGUGACAGCUUCUUCACAGCUGGAUAAAGGCCCCCAACAAACAAGCAUGGAAGAAAUUCCUACCACAUCCCUGCACCCUACGUCAAAUGAGUCACUGACAGAUGCCAAUGCAAACAGAGAGACACUCACAGACAAAGCCUCAGAUUUACAGCACAUCAGUCCAGUUGAGCCACAAGCUGACAUUGCUGUCCCUCAGCGAGGUAGAAAGCCCAAGAGAAAUGUUCCAGAGCCUCAACAGCAAGGAUGUGAACAAGAAAAAGACACAGUCCCAUUACGACCACUCAGAAGGAAGGAUAGUUUAACACCAGACCGCAAACUAAAAUCUGAUAGUGUGUCCGUCAAGCUCCUCCCUGAGGCUGUUCCAAUCCAGUCUGGAAAGAAAGAUGCUUCUGGUGAGAUAAUUCCCACGCAACCUUCCGUUGCCCCAUCUUACAGCAUAAGGAAAGGAGACAGUAUCGUUCCUCAAGGUGUACCUCAGGAUGAACCUAACCAAGAAGGUGUUGGUGGUCACACUGGUGACCAUAGAAAAAAAGGGGAGCCUGAAUCUAUGCAAAUAUUCAUGGAUGUUGUCCCUCCUCCUCGUGUAAAAAGAAGAGAUGGUAGUUUGCCACCUGAAAAUCCACAAAGAACUGCCCCCUGCAAGCCUCUGAGAAGAAAAGAUGGUGUCACUAGAGAGACACCUGUUCCAAAAACGAAUGACCAACAAAUUUCGAAAGCCGAAGUCAGUUCUGCUUUGAAAGCUUCCGAACCUGUUCCUCCUCAACCUUGUCAGAGAAGCUCUGAUGUCUCAGGAGCUCUUGAACCUUUACAGAGCAUUGAUAAGCCCUGCCAUACAGCCACGGGAACGAUCCCUUCACAACCUGUAGGAAGAAAAGACCAGACAACCACCGAUUUUGUUGAAAGAACAUCUUUGCAGGCACACACAGAAUUGGUCCGCUCAGAGGACCCAGAAAAAACCUAUUGCACUCUGGAAUGGCCCAAGAAAGAUGUAAUUCCUCCCUUAGAAGCAAAAGUAAUUGAGGGCAUUGCCCCAAAGCCAGAGAUAUUUCAUGUUGAUCAAACAGCUUCUCUCUCAAUCAUAAAGAAGAUACGUCUUCCACAACAUGACAGGAGAUUUCAUUCAAGCAGAUCCGGCAAAAUUGACAGUGUAGAGGGAAGUAUGGCACAAAACUUAAAUGAUACAAACAAGGAGUCCGUAAAUCCAGUCCAGAUCAUCAGCACUGUUAUCGGCGAUAUGGAAGAGAUAAAGCCACCACAUAUAGCAGCAAGGCUAGGUGGUCCUUCAUCCAUUUCCUCAACAGCUAAAGAAUUGUCAAAGGUUGAAUACAGCAAAGGCCUCCCCCCUCUUCCUCUGGAAGAUCAACCUUCUACAUCUGCAGUUGAAGAAGCCACUGUCAAAUUGAGGAGAAGCAGAUUGACAACUGAGAGCAUUGUUCAAGUAGAGGAUGGUAAUAUGUCAAAGAAGACAGCAGGAGCUCCAAGCUUGCCCGUACCAAAACCAAGAGUAAAGAAACGUCUCAGUGGUUCAUUCCCUGAUGACGUGUCAAUUUCUGGCUCAUCACCACCCUGCCGACCAGACACAGUAGCUGACACAAUUGCCCGUGAAUCGGACCAACAGAAUGAACAGUCAAACUUGCCUGUUCCAAUGCCUCGGACCAAGAAGCGUCUCAGUGCAACUUACUCAGAUAGCACACCAACUGUAGACAAUUUAUUCCCCUUAGAAAUGGAAUUCUCUCAGAAAAGCCCUGAGGAUUUAUCCAUCACUAGCAAGGACACAAAGGAAGGCUCAACAUCACUGAAUUCAAGUGUGAUCUCUGAAGGAGGUUUUGUCACAAUCCAAGGAGAAGAUGAUGUUGCAUCAGAGUUGGAACGGGAAGUUUUAGCAGCAAUGGCAGAAGAAGAAUUUUCACAGGCGCACUCUGUAGAAGAUACAGAGAAACCAAUGGAUGAAAUCACUGAAGACUGGACCUUUACAGAUAAACCUGUUCUUACUGAUGACUUAGGGAGUGCUGCAGAGGCAAUGUCUGAGCAGGAUGACAUCGAAAAAGUCCUGAAAGAAGAGGUUGAUAGGGCCCUUGCUUCCACUGUUGCAUCUUGUCAGGAUGACUGGCUGCAUGUAGAGAACGAUAAAGACAGUGAACCAGUGGAAAUAAACUCAAGGAAGGAAAUAAGGGAUGAAGAGUUGGACUUUGGCUUUGUGUCUGUAGAUGUAGCUCCUGGUUGUUUAGAGGAAGAAAGGCAAAGUGAGAGAGCAGAAGUUUUUGGCCUGCACCAAGCCAAGGAACCAACAACUCCUCAGAAAAGACCUGCAGACAGGGAUGCCGCCCUGGAAAAGGUAUUGGCCAGUCCCAGCUUAGUGACAUCCAGUCAGUCUCUACUGGAAUGGUGUCAGGAAGUCACACAGGGUCACAAGGGAGUGAAGAUAACCAACUUCAGCACCUCCUGGAGGAACGGCCUUGCCUUUUGCUCCAUCUUACAUCACUUUCACCCAGAAAAGAUUAAUUAUGAAAUGUUGGACCCGUACGACAUCAAGCGCAACAACAAAAAGGCCUUUGAUGGCUUUGCCGAACUUGGCAUUUCCAGGCUGAUGGAGCCUUCAGACAUGGUCAUGCUCGCAGUGCCUGACCGCCUCAUUGUCAUGACCUACCUCAACCAGAUCCGUACCCAUUUCACGGGUCAGGAGCUCAGUGUGCUUCACAUAGAGAAGGAUAGCAGGGAGUCCAGCUAUGUAGUAGCCGGGGACCAGGAGAGCCAAGAGGACCCUGAGGCAACUGUUCGCUACUGUGCCCAGAGGCUCCAGGAGGAGGGCAUAAGUCUUGAGACAAAUGGAAGUGCUGGCACAGUAGAGACGGAGAGUAAAUCCAGUAGGGAUGUGGUUCCCCCUCCUAGAACCAAGCGACUGCAGGUGGCUGGGGCAGGUGGGACUCAGUUACCAGUGGCACCACCAAGGACUCAUUUCCUGUCCAAGUCAGGUUUCUCUCAUGUCAAAGACGCUGAUCUGGUCAAGAAGCGUAGGUCACAGCGGAGAAGUGGGUCAUUAGAUGAAGGAGACAUAUCAGUGGUUGCUGCAGGGCAAGAAGACAGUGUAAUUGCCCGGAGGAAAUCAGAAACGGAGAGAACAGAGGCUAUAGUUGAGGCGGGAAGACCAGAAGGCCAGGACCCCAGCCAGUAUGUGCUGAAUCAGAUGGAAGCGCUGGAGGCGGAACAAAACCAUGUUGAUAACAGAGCAGGUGUGGUGGAGCGGAAGCUCAGACAACUACUGGAAACAGGCAGUGACAAGGUGGAGGAAGAGAGGUUGAUUCAGGAAUGGUUUAUGCUGGUCAACAAGAAGAAUGCUUUAAUCAGGAGGCAGGAUCAUCUGCAGCUACUGCUGGAGGAACAAGACUUGGAAAGACGAUUUGAGCUGUUAAACAAAGAGCUGAGGGACAUGAUGGCGAUUGAAGAGUGUCAGAAGACUCAGGCCCAUAAACACAGAGAACAGCUGCUGCUUCAGGAGCUGGUUUCACUGGUCAACCAGAGAGAUGAACUGGUCCACAAUAUGGACGCCAAGGAGAGAGGAGGUCUGGAGGAGGACGAGCGUCUGGAACGAGGCCUGGAGCAGCGGAGGAGGAAGUACGCUAAACAGCAGAGAGAAAAGUGUCUGAUGCAGUGAUUCUGUCAUCCUCCAGCCACCAAACGCUGGGUCACCCAUCUAUCUAAGAAUGGGGUCGACACAAAAUCAAGAGUGGGACAAUGGGAUGUUUGGUCGUCUUCACCUGCUGUCAGAUUGAUGGCCGUGGGUUAAAGUGAGCAGGAAGAGGACAUUCAGGCAACACAGUGUAUCCCAGGAGGGUAUAUUGUCAAUGGAGCACACUGAACCAGUAUGAGGUGGCUCUGUAUUUCCAAAAGAGACUGAUGGUGAAAAAGAAAUGUUGGCUAUGUUUAGGUUCUGCUACUUUUAGCUGUGUCUCAAAAUGACACAAAUAAAAACAUCAAGGUAAUUGAAGUGGCCAGUUGUGUAAUGUCCACAAAUUCAACCCAUUGUCCGUUUAUUGACCCUAAAUGACGUUCAGCCGAGGAAUUUUGACCCACUUAGAAGAAGCGGCAGCAAACAGAUCUGCUUGUGCCUUUGGACGGUUUGGUUUUGCAGUUUGUGUGCUGUGUGUUAGUGACUUUUGUUACACAUUGUUUUUGUGAACAUUAAGUGUGCGAGACAGGAAAUGUUUGGUACACAUAUGAGCUGCCAAAAACAGUAGAGAGUAGGUUUGACCAGUGUUGGUUCAUUACUGACCUGUUUGGAUUGGACCUGCUGAUAAUCUAGUGCCAGUACAUUUCUAAUUACAAUAGUUCAGUACGUCCUGAUGACUGUUACUCAUGGCAGGGUGAGGAAGCCUCAGAAAUACCCAACAAGCCUUCCAAACUGAACUUUGCCUUCGCCUUCUAAAACCACCCAUAUCAAUGUUUUUGGAUCUUUGGUCCGAUCAGCAGGACCACAUGUGGAAUUAUUGCGGUCAUGGUUAAAGCCAUUACACAAACACAGUAUGUACAACAACAACAAUUUAGUCCAAGCAUGCAAUUCAUCACCACAGUUGCCUUACUGUAGGAUGUGGUACAUUGGGAACCAAGUUUUGCACAGAUUUACUUGAACCCAGAGAGCAGCAUGGUGAGUCCAUUGGCAUUGACUGUGGUCUUCCCGCCCUUGUGUUUGUUGUUUGCUUUAUUUUUUUCACAAAACCAAAUAUAGGUCCAUUUGAAAAUGAAAGGUAGGCGAUGAAAAAAAGUUUCAGAUUUUGGUGUUGAAAUGUUUGCAUCAUGUUGUGUGACCGCUGCUCCGGUGGAGCAGAUGGAUAGAAGGUGUGAAUGAAAAGCAACUGCAGGAAAGCUGCCAUGGUCAUGUAGAAGGUGGAUUCUUCAGACUGAGUUAGAAAUAAGCAAAAUUUGACUACACUGCAUUCAUAUUCAUGACCGCCACACAGACACACUUCUGUGACACUUGUACAUGUACAGCAGGAUGUUUUUCCUUUUGCCGCUGAUUUCCGGGUUUAUGUAUUGAAACACAUUCAGUGAAUCUUGUCAUUUACUUUGCUGUUCAAAUCACUGAAAUAUUUAGGAAAAUGACAACUUUUACAUUACACAAAUGUAGUUUUUCUGAAAUGAAAGGUGAAGAUUUGAAUGGCUCUGCAUGAUAAAAGCCAAAUUUUCAUUAGCACAAAAUUAACAUUAGCGCUUCCAUCUCUUCCAAGAGUUGAAGAAUGCUUCCUCCUUGUUUUUGCACUGAAAAAUUAUGUGUUUUUACUGCAGUACAAGGAUGUCCAGUAACAGUACCAUUUCUGGGCCUGAGAGGUUUAAAUUUGUGUGUAAAAGUUUGCUCUUGUGUGAAUUUGUUCCAGCCUGUCAAGAGGAUUGCGGAUGGACAGUUUUUAUUUGCAGUUUAUUUGUUAUAUUUGCACUAUUUGUAAAGUUUGGAAAAUACAAAAGAUUGGAAUGCC
Molecule: messenger RNA, 10639 nt
Organism: Chelmon rostratus (copperband butterflyfish)
Lineage: Eukaryota; Metazoa; Chordata; Actinopteri; Chaetodontiformes; Chaetodontidae
Gene: ehbp1l1a
Product: EH domain binding protein 1-like 1a
Exons: 24
Coding region: 172-8823 (2883 amino acids)
Molecular function (GO): protein binding
Source: RefSeq, a predicted model, not a curated record